GUUAUUUUUAGGUGGAAUAGCUAAUUCACAUCCGGGUUUCAAACGUAAGAGAGAGAUGACAACAAGGUAGUAAAGAAAUAAAAAUUACAACAAAGAUGGCCGCCCUGUUUAUCAACACGCAACUUCUAGUCGGUAUCCUUUUCUCGUGUGUGUGGAGUAAAGAUAUUGGCUGCAAAUUAACGCCAUUUCGGAACGAUGUGAUACAAAAUGGGUUUCUUUGGAAUUGCAGCCAUCAGAACUUGGAUUAUAUCCCUGCAAUUCCAACUUCCAGAAAUAUCACAGCAGUGGAUAUGUCACACAAUAAUCUGAGACGGAUACGGAAGGACACAUUUACAAACCUGACUCCUGAAGUAGAAAUUUUAUGGAUGAAUAAUAAUAGAAUAAAAACUAUUGAGGCAAAUGCUUUCGUGGGAUUAGAGCUAAAAGAACUUGACAUUUCGAGCUGCGAACUUGAACAUGCAUCAAUAUCCAGUGGUGCUUUCAAUAACCUUACUCAUCUCAGAAUAUUGUAUAUCAACAAUAAUUCCUUUAAAUCCUACCCGGACGAUGAAAUCUCCAAACUGGAAUCGCUGGGUAAUCUGACAAUUGAUAUAUUUCCGGGAUUUAUAUUUGGAGAAAAGUUUCUUUCGCUAAAACAACUGGGUCAUAUAAAAUUUGUACCACAAGGAUUAAUCACCCUAACGAAUUCCUCGUUUCAAGGUCUACGUAAUUCACCCAUAUUCUACUUGGAUUUAGAUUUGUUUAACCAUGUAGCUGAUUUCUGUGAGGAUCUUAGUGAGGAGCUCUUUUGUUCGUUCCCUUACCUGAAAGGAUUGUUAGUUUCAUUCGGUAUGAGCUGCAACAUAAAAAGAAUUUUACGUACCUUGAAAUGUCUUCAGGGUAAAGACUUGGAAUAUUUUCAUUCUUCAAAUAAUCACGAUGUGUACUUUGAGACAUCUGUAAUUAUUACUGAUUCUGAUGUUGAAUACCUCAGAAAUAUAUGUAUAAAGGAGCUUAUUUUGCGAAAUAAUGACAUAGAAGGGAUAAAUUUUAAGCUUCCGCUUGGAAAGUUUCAAAGUUGUCUCCAAGUCCUUGACUUGUCAUCCAACAAUAUACAGUUUUCCUCAAAUUACAGAUUGUGGAUGACACUAAUACUCUUUACGCCGAACAUAAAAGUGAUCAAGAUUUGUUGUCAAAAUGCAGAUGUUUCAAAUUCUAGAAAUCGGGGUUAUUCGACGUACAAUGAUCGAGUUUAUAAACGUCGUGUAAUGCGGAACAGAAGACGGGAUCCUUAUCAUAUUCUUCUUCCUCAGACACUAGAAUACUUAGAUAUUUCAAAUGCAGCUGAUAUCCGAACACAGGAAACAAAUAUAGUUGUUCGUGCAAUAAAUUUAAAGUUUCUGAACAUUUCUAGGACAGAAUUUGAUAUCCAGUAUAGAGCCCGCUCGACAUUUGUCAGUCUGGAUUUCCCCUCCCUAAUUGAGAUGGAUGCGUCCUAUUGCACGUUAAAUGCGAAUUUUCUGUCUUUACAGAAAUUAACAUCGCUUAAGACUUUAACAGCUAGGAAAAGUGAUGUCAUUGUUGUCUCUAGUUCUGUUAGAGAAAAUAUCUUACAUUCUCUUCAAAAUUUAAAUCAAAUUGAUAUUUCAGACAAUUAUAUAUCAAAUAUUCCACGGAACUGUUUUGUUUUCCAGAGAAAUUUAUCCAUCACAAUUUUAAUGGAUAAUAAUGACAUCAGCUCCGACGUUUUAGCGGCAUUUCAAGUUCUGUCUAAUAUAAGCAGAUUAUAUAUGCGUCAAUUUAACAACGACUGGGAUAUUGAUGACUUUAAUUUGGAGCCCUUUCAUUCACGAAUUCUGGAGAACAAAAAACCUUCCAGGAGCUAUUUAGAGAUGAAUCGUGGAGAAGAUUCCGCCUAA
Molecule: messenger RNA, 1898 nt
Organism: Saccostrea echinata
Lineage: Eukaryota; Metazoa; Mollusca; Bivalvia; Ostreida; Ostreidae
Exons: 3
Coding region: 96-1898 (600 amino acids)
Molecular function (GO): protein binding
Source: RefSeq, a predicted model, not a curated record